CGUCCCUUUAGAGAGAGUAGUAGAAUAGCAAAUUAGUCGUCUUAUCUGCUUUUUCUCCCCUACCAAAAGUCUCCAACAAUGGCCGAGACCCCCUCAGUCCCUGCACCAACCGGGUCGGAUCCUGAUUACUGGUGCUACCAGUGUGAGACACGGGUUGCUGUCGAAACCCUACCGGAUCUUCCCGAUGUCAUCUGCAACAACUGCAAGAGUGGCUUCGUCGAGUCCAUACCCUCACGUGUUGUUUCUGUCUCUCCCGUCACGGCUUCCGAUCAGAUCGAUGACCCUACUUUCGGCAAUCAGUUUAUCCAGGUUCUACGCCUCAUCGCUGAGGCGGCGCGUGAAAACGACGCACCCCCUCCCCCGCCUUCUGAGCACGCUGAUCCUUCCGAUGACGAUUACCUCCGUGUCGAGCUGGAUGGUUGGGGCAACAACGAGGAGGAUGAUGAUGACGAGGAGGAGGAGGAGGAUAAUGAAAUCGGGGUUAGAAAUGGCGAUGAAGGAGAAAAUCGCGGGAAUCGGAGCCAAUCUGAGGAUGACGACGAUGAUGAUGAUGACGGAGGAAACGCCGAUGAUGUUGAUGAGGAUGAAGAAGCCGAGAAUCGCGAUGAUGAAGAGGAUCUUCGGCAAAGGCGGAGGGAUGUGCUACGUCUACGGCUACGUGACUUCGCCGCCAGAGCCGCUAAUCGGCGCAAUCGGAUUCUCGAUUGGGCAGAGAUUCUGAUGGGACUGGAAGACCACUCUAUUGAGCUCCGAUUACAAGUUCCUGAUGUCGAUGGCUACAUUGGGAACCCUGGAGACUAUGUGGACGCAGCGGGUUAUGAAGCUUUACUGCAAACCCUAGCAGAGAGCGAUGGUAGUGGAAGACGUGGAGCUCCACCAGCUUCCAAGAGUGCAAUUGAGGGUCUUGAUACAUUGAUGAUCAAGGAAGAGCAGGAGGUAAUGGCAUGUGCCAUUUGUAAAGAUGUAGUGAAUGUGGGCGAGAUGGCAAAGAAUUUGCCCUGUGGGCAUGGUUACCAUGAUGAUUGUAUAGUUCAGUGGUUGGGUUCGAGGAAUUCUUGUCCGGUCUGUAGGUUUGAAUUGCCCACAGAUGAUCUUGAAUAUGAAGAGGAGAGAAAGAAGCGAGGAGGCUAUGUUACUAGCAGUGGUUCUUCAAGCUCGGGUGCUGCUACUGAUGAUAGUAGUCCUAGUUGCCUUUGAUUGAUGCUUUGUGGUAAAAUCAUCCAUUGUCAUUCUUUUUAGCUUUGUUUCUUGCUUCUUUUUUUUUUUUUUUUUUUUUUUUGUAUUUGGUGAUUGUUUUCCAGUGUAAUUCUACCCUCUCCGCUUCUCUUGAAUGUAAUAAUCUGUUUAUGUUAA
Solanum dulcamara is the source of this 1353-nucleotide messenger RNA. Its product is annotated as E3 ubiquitin-protein ligase CIP8. Gene Ontology annotation, biological process: protein ubiquitination. Gene Ontology annotation, molecular function: ubiquitin protein ligase activity. Gene Ontology annotation, cellular component: cytoplasm. The record is from RefSeq and is a predicted model, not a curated record. Bases 79 to 1197 code for a protein of 372 amino acids. The transcript has a single exon. NCBI's taxonomy places the organism in Eukaryota, Viridiplantae, Streptophyta, Magnoliopsida, Solanales, Solanaceae.